This is a messenger RNA of Anopheles bellator, 696 nucleotides long. RefSeq lists its product as uncharacterized. The transcript is spliced from 5 exons. The record is from RefSeq and is a predicted model, not a curated record. Lineage: Eukaryota; Metazoa; Arthropoda; Insecta; Diptera; Culicidae. Bases 1 to 696 code for a protein of 231 amino acids.
AUGGAAUCGAGUCUCCAUCACCCACUAGCAAGGGCUGCCGUUCCGGAACCGGCAUGUGGUCGAAUCUCGCAGAUGCUAGACAAUUGCUUCAACAACUUCACACCAUCGGUUGCGAUGGAGGCGCUCCAUACGGUCAAGAUUCCGGAGUCGUUGGAGGAAAUCAACAGCCGUUGUCUGCUAUUUAACCGAGGCAUGGAAUGCGUUCAGCAUUACCUGAAGUGUGUGAAUGCACGGCAGCGUAAAAUCAUCGAGAAUGAGGUCUACGGUGCCCAAAAGCUGUACGAGUUCCUGUGCUACGACCGCACAUUCCAAAGUGAGUUUCUGCGGCACAAGAGCUGCUUCAAUCUCGUUCAUCCGGAGUGGGACUUGUGCUCGAAUCAGUUCAUUCGCGUGUUGAAAGACGAAAUGGAUCGCACCACCAGCCGGUCGAUUGACGCACAGUACGUGCACUUCUGCUGUGCACGGUACGCGUACGAAACCUGCGUCUACAGCAGUGCACGGUUCAUUUGCAGACAGGACUCGGCUCUGUUUUUGCGCAGGAUUGCCAAAAUACUGUCCACCGAUCGGCAUUUUUUGAACUGUGAUAAAAUCGAAAACGAGCUUUGCUCCGGCGCCCCGGGAAAAAGCUGGUUACUGCGAACUUCUGGGCAAUUCAUCGGGGUGGUAGCUAUCGCGAUGCUACGCUUACGUGGUUAG